AAUUUCACUCUAGUGGCGAAACUUCACUAUUAACUUGACUCUAUGAUAAAUAUACCCUUACAUUUUUUCACUUGUCUCACUGUACGUUCCUGACCGUCUCAUCCACUCCUCUUAGAGUCAUCACCUUUUUACACCAUCCAAACCCACUGCUAAGUAAACCUUUGUAGCUUGCAGCUCUUUUUUUUCUGAAAUUCUAUCCAUGAUUUUUUCCAUAGGGAACACUUUAAAUCUCUUCAAAAAGAAAGUCAGAUCAUACCUUUUGGAGCACUAGAACAAAUAUUGUCCAGUCCUGCAAUUUAGUGCCCAAACCUCUGUACAUGUUUUCCUUCAAUUUGUAUAUUUAUGCUAUCCACCCAUUUACAUAGUGAGCUCUAUAGGGCAGGGACUUCCUUCCUAGUGCAUCUUUUAGCCCAAACACUUCAUUUCUGUAUAUGUAUUCAUUACUAUUCUUGUUGCUUAUUUAUUAUUAUGCUUGUCCUAUUAUUAUGCUUCUGCUUAUGCUUGUGUACUUUUCUUUUUUUUUCUUUUGUACAGUGCUGCAUAUUCAUGUAGUGCUUUAUAAAUAAAGUUAUACAUAUUGUAGCUGUCAUUCAUACAGCAUAUGUGUGCCUGGUCCCAGCCACGUAUGCAUUCCAGAUGUUUAGAUACUCCAGCGGCCAUCCCGACUAAUGAGCAGUUGGAGAGCUGUACUUCAGGGUGCAACAAGAAGGAUAAUCUGCUUUAAGGAACUCCCUGAAAUAAUUCUUACUGUUGGCUUUAAGUCUACCUGGACGGAUCCCUUACGAAUCAUCAAAUGAAAAGUUAGAUGUGUUUAAGAAGAAUAUAGCAUGCCACAUCACAUAGUUCUUCUGGGUGCCGUCACUCUGCUUGGAGUCCUGGAACAAGCUUAUUUUGCACUUCAGGUGAUUGCAGCUCGACGGAAGUACAGCGUGUCCCCUCCCAGUACAUCUGGGCCACCAGAAUUUGACAGAAUCUUCAGAGCCCAGGUGAACUGCACAGAAUACUUUCCAAUGUUCAUAGCUGUGCUAUGGCUAGCUGGCAUUUUCUUCCAUCAAGGCACGAGCCUACGGCAACAUUUUAGGGGCGGAAUGCCACCCAGCAUCCUAAGGAACACUGGGGACUCAAAGUUCACCAGUCCUCCGGUGCUUGUCAGCGCUCUGACGCAGAGGAGGGGUUGCACGCUGUAAGUUUUCGGUGCUAGGACCAUGUGGCGGGGGAGGGGGGCAUGCACAUGUGAGCGCCUGCCGCCGGGACCAUGCAGCCUCGGGGCACCAUUUCAUGGA
Xenopus laevis (African clawed frog) is the source of this 1283-nucleotide messenger RNA. RefSeq names its product leukotriene C4 synthase, gene 2 L homeolog (gene ltc4s.2.L). Gene Ontology annotation, molecular function: glutathione transferase activity; enzyme activator activity; leukotriene-C4 synthase activity. Gene Ontology annotation, cellular component: endoplasmic reticulum membrane; membrane; nuclear envelope. The transcript is spliced from 5 exons. Lineage: Eukaryota; Metazoa; Chordata; Amphibia; Anura; Pipidae. Bases 828 to 1187 code for a protein of 119 amino acids. The record is from RefSeq and is a predicted model, not a curated record. Gene Ontology annotation, biological process: leukotriene metabolic process; cellular oxidant detoxification; leukotriene biosynthetic process.